CAGGGCCGGUGGUAGUAGUAUCGAACCGGCGUUCGUUGCGCGCGGUUACCCAACGUUAACAUUCCCCGUAUUUGUACAAUCCACAUGCGCGCGAUCUGUGCAAAACGUUCGCGUCGCGCAUUUACGCAUGUGACACGUUGUGCCCGGUGCGCACUCCGACGAGAAUCAGAAAUAACGCCUAAAGCGGCGGCGUUAGAUAAAAGCCGUCGAAAUUGUUACGCCGACGAAAAAAUUCGAAAAAAACGGCCGAAGGGCCGUGUGUGAGAACCUCUCUCGUCGGAGGAUUCUCGGUUCGGUGAAAGGCCGCCUUUCGUCGCCGCUCGUGCGCUUCCGUGAUUAAACGGAGCAGGUGACGUCGACGCGAACGGGGAGUAUAUGUAUAAUACCACCCGGUGUAUGGGGUGUGGUGUCCGGAAAAACAGGUGCCGGACUAACGUUCGUAGUUCUUGGAUAGAAAAAGAAAAAAAAUAGAAUCGCGCGGCGCGUGGACAGUCGAGAGCAAGAGCGAGCCUCGCUUUGUCGGGGCUCCCGACAGAAGGGAAUAAAAUGACGUAAGAAAAUCCCUCGGAGCAUGUCGGGAUCAACUCCACCCAGAAGAAGCAGUCCAACCCCAAAGGUGGACAACAACCCCGGCGGUGGCAAUGACAGUCCCAGAACGCCACGUGGUGGCCGACUGCGGGAUCGGGUGAGCUUCUUCGAGCAGGUCUGGUCGGCCGGGCGCAGUCCAAGCGCCGAGGAAGAUCUUCUGGAAGACUCCGCGGACUCGCGCAAGUCGCCGUUUCGCGUGCCGACGCACCGGCGUUCGUCCUCGAGAGCGAGCGACUCCUCGUUCGAGGAGAGUUUCGAGCGACUCGUGGAGGAGGGCGAGCUUAACGGCGCGAAGAUCGUCAAAUUCGAGAAGAUCACCGUGCGAAAAAGCGUGCGAGAGAUCAGCUCGACUCGAGACGAUCACGACAACGUGACGGUUAAUCAACGCGCGUUGACGGAAUCAAGCCGGACUCCAAGCGAGGAACACGCCUUCGACUCGGCCUAUCAGAGUCACAGCCACGGCGGCGUUCACGGCAGCAAAUCCAGCUCGAUCACUUCCUUCACGAGAUUUCCCUCGGAGGAAAGUCUGUCGCAUCGAAGAUGCAGCAGUCCCCGAGCAACGGCGGUCCAACAGCUGGACUUGCCGGACGACCGGCCGCCCUCGGAGUGGUACGCCGAGUAUCGCAACCAGAGCUUCCAGAAUGUCACCGCGAGGAUAGAAUACGUGCGCAGCAGGAGCGAGUACGACGCUCACAUAGCUGAAAUCAAAGACGAGCAAGAACGCGUGCAGAAGAAGACUUUCAUAAACUGGAUCAAUUCGCAUUUAUCGAAGAGAGUUCCACCGCUUCGUGUCGACGAUUUAAUCGAGGAUCUGAAAGACGGCACGCGGCUUCUCGCGUUACUCGAAGUUCUCUCAGGCGAGAAAUUGCCGGUCGAGAGAGGCCGCAACUUAAAGAGACCGCAUUUCCUCAGCAACGCCAAUAGCGCGCUGCAAUUUUUGCAGAGCAAAAAGAUCAAAUUAGUGAAUAUAAACUCAUCCGAUUUGGUUGACGGACGACCCCCGGUAGUGUUAGGCUUAAUAUGGACCAUUAUUUUGUACUUCCAGAUCGAGGAGAACACGAGGGCUCUCGAAUAUCUCGGACAGGCCUGGGGCAGUCAGAGCAGCCUCGAAAGUCUCGGCACUCAAAGCUCAGCGGCGAGCGAGAGAAAACGCAUAAGCAGCGAAAAGUGGAAACAAGGGGCGCGAAAAACCCUGCUUCAAUGGGUCACCAAUGCAUUGCCUAAGGACGUGAAUAUUCAAGUUCGAGACUUCGGUGAGAGUUGGCGAGACGGAAAUGCCUUUCUGGCUAUUAUCGACGCGAUUAAAGCCAACUUGGUGAACAUAGCGGCCAUGAGAGAAGCCACGAACAAAGCUAGGUUGGAGAAAGCUUUUCACGUGGCCGAAGUUGAGCUUGGCAUCGCUCGACUGUUGGAUCCCGAGGACGUGGACGUGCCGCAACCCGAUGAGAAAUCAAUCAUGACCUACGUCGCACAAUUUCUGCACAAAUAUCCGGAACCGGGUAACAAAGCUCCGGAUUCGUUCGCGGCCGUACAGGAGGAGUACGACGGUCUUCUCGUUUGGCUCAACGAGCGCAUCAGACAGCUCGAUCAGCUCGACAGAACGAACACAUUUCCGCAAAAUUAUUUGUUCUUCUUGCAGGAUUACAUGCUGUGUAGAACGGAGGCCGAUGAGAAAUUCAUCGUUUACAAGAAACUGCAGACUUUGGUCGACACGUCCAGCAUGAUAAGCAUCACGCGAGACUCCUGGAAGCACAUACAAAUGUUGUGGCAUCAAAUGGAAUUGCUCAUGAUGCAUUGGCUCUGGGCGUUAGACUCGGCGUUACCGGGCGAAUUGGGAGAGGCCGGUAGAUGGUUAGCGAAAGCCGAAGCUCUGUUGCAUUCGGACAACGACAUACCGACGGAAAUGAUGGACAGCACGGCGGGUAUAAUCUCGAACAAGCUGGAGGAUCACAAGAAGUUCUUCCUCGACCUGCCCGCAAUGACGGACAAGUUUCAGCGUGCCAAAAACUCGUUGCCGUUGGCGCAGCAAGUACAGUUGGAACACUUGGAGAACAUGUCCGCGCGUUUCAACAGCUUGCCCGAUCGUGCCGCCAAGAGAAAAACGAAAUUGAAGUUCUUGGAGCACAAAUGUUGUCUGAUAGCUUUCCUGUAUCUCGUCGAGACCAAGCUGAAAGGCUGGAACGUCAAGUACGGCACGGAGGAGAAAGUGCAUCAAAUGCUGGAGCAAUAUCGCAACUUUGUUUCGAAAAACAGAAUAUUUCAGGAGUUCCAGAAGGCUUACUUGGACAUGCAGCAAGUUGCCGAGGAGUACAAGAGAGAUGGCAAUAUUGAUCGAGAUGAGUGUCUCAAUAUCGAUCGCUUCAUGCGCGACACAGCUGAGAAGUGGAAAAACGUGUCGAUGGAUUUGCGAUGUGCUCAGAGCAUGCUCGAGGAAGUCGUCGCUUAUUGGCGCCGCUGGAACAUCGUUUCGGACGAAUUCGAGGCGUGGCUGCUUCGCGCCGAACCCGCCCUCAAUCUUCCAGAAGAGGAGAAAAUGGAAUUCUUUCAGGAUAUCAGCGUGUGGAAGGACAAGUACCAGCAGUUGUCCGACACCGUGAGUUUUCUGAUCGCCACGUCCGACGAGACGGUCGCUCUGCGUCUGAAGGAACGUUACGGAAAUCUGACGUCCAGAUGGGAGAAGCUAUUCCAAGAAGCCAAGCAGUACAUGCACGCGGGCGAUCUUAUUCGAACGAGAAAGGACUACAAGGCGGGCGUGGAGACUUUGCAGAACUGGCUGAGAAACGCCGAGUCCGCCUUGUCGACCACCGGACUAAGUUCGACAGAACGGAUCAAGGCCUACGGCGAGAAACUGCAGAUUCUUCACAACGAAGUCGAGGGCAUCGAGGAACUGUUCAAGAAUAUCAGCAAGAAGUUUCAGACCCUCAUCCAGGACCUGUCUCGCGACGAAGUCGACAAAAUGAUGAACACAUUGAAGAAGGAGAAAGAAGCGCUUAUUAAAGUACGCGCGCUGAUACCAAUGCAACUCCACUUGUAUCACCAACUGUUGGUGCAACAAGAAUCGCUCGAGACGGGACAGAAGGAGAUAUCCGCGUGGUUGGACGAAGCCGAAAACUUUUUGGCCAAUAUCAAUCUCGCGGGUGGUCGGGACGCUGCGUUGGCUCAAUUGGAACAUCACAAAGCCUUUUUCUCGAGAACGCUCUAUUACAAGUCCAUGCUGGAGUCGAAGAACAAGGUGUUCGCAAGCAUCGUCAAGACUGUGGACAGUCACGCCGAUGUGAACACGGCCGAGGGAGGAGCCACUCUUAGAGAACUCAACGAACGAUUUAACAAACUCUCGCAGACGGCGCAAACCUGGGAACAACGUCUUCAAGAAUCCGUGCGACGUUGGACCAAGUUCAGGGAGUGCGAGCGGCAGAUCUCCGAGUGGCUGUCGGUCGCGGAAACGAUGAUCAACGACAAGCACAUCGACAAUCGUCAAUCCGUGGAACAUCACAAAAAUUUCUUCGGCAAAGUCAACGAGAAAUGGAUACAAGAUCUGGUUAAGGCCGGUCAAGAUCUUCGAAACAUACUGCCGGCCGAUCAGCAACUUCCCAUUGCGAACACCGUGGAAGCUCUACAAAAUCGCUGGAAGGAGGUUCUUAUAUUCGCGCCGCUCCAUCUGAUGAGACUCGAGUUUCGUCUGGACGAAGCCAGCUUCUAUCAAUAUCUCAAAGAGAUCGAGAUGGAAAUCAAUUCCGAGCAGCAAGCGCUCAUUAACAACGACGAUGUGGACGGUAUUCAGCAACGCAACAAGGAGUUCUUCGUGAACCGCGGCACCGUGCUCGAGGUCGAGCGCUGUUUGCAGACUCUGAAGAGAAUUAGCGACGUUUACAACAAGCACAAACCGAAGGACACCAGUCUGAUCGACGCCGCGCAAAAUGCCGAACGUUUCUGGGAAGAAACCGCGCAGAAGGUGGAAAAUCUGAGGAAACAGUUGCGCGAGGUUCCGCAGCAAUGGGCAGCUUACAGACAGAAAUUCGACGAGAUGGUGCAGUGGAUGGAUCAUGUCGACAGUAUUCUGAGAACUAUUUUGCGCGAGGUGAACACUCUGGAAGAAUUCGAAAAGGAAAAGACCAUAUUCCAGAAAAUCUGCCGCGAGGCCGACGGCAAACGCGAGGAGAUGAAGUGGCUGGUUCAGACUCUCGAUAACUUGACGCUGAAUCGUUCGGAUCGCGAGGCGUUGACGGCGCAGCAGAACUUGGAGCAACUGAUAUCCCGCUACAAGAACCUGAUACCCACGAUCGAGAUAACAAUGACGAAAACGGACAUCUAUUCGAAGAGUUACACCUAUCGGAAGGAGGUGCGCGAGGUGUGCACCUUGCUGCGCACAGUUCGCGAGCAAUCGAAGGAAGAAGUCGCUCCGGAAAUACCUGAGAAACUGCAGAGCGCGUUGACCAAUCAGGAAUCCCGUUUGAAUCAAUUGGAACAACAGCGGGCGAACAUUGUCAGUAUGUUGCAACGCGGCAAGGAUCUUCUGAAGGAUCAGCACGCACCGCCGUUCGUGUCUUCCGAGGUCCAGCAACUUGAAAGCAAUUGGAACGACACGUACGGCCAGAGCAUGGAGACGCUCAAGUCUCUGAAGGACUCGCAGAAGCUCUGGAGCACCUAUCAGGAUCAGAAGAAUGAGAUUUCGAAACUGAUCGAACAGGCCGAACGGGAGUUGCGACAGAUGGAGUCGACGUCGUACUACGACGCCGCUCAAGUGUCUUCCGAUCUGCAGAAGAAACAGGAAUUCAACGAGAAUUUGAGAAAAGCGAGCGACGAGAUGAUGAGGAAACUGCGCGAAACCCACACAAAUCUCUUGCAAACCCUCAAACCGUCGAGCAAGAAGGAAAUUCUAGAGAAAGAAGUCACGGAAACGGAAAAGAAGGUCGAACACACGCUGAAGAUGGUGCGCGAGAAGGUGGUUUAUCUUCAGGAACACAGCGCUCGCUGGAACAAAUUUCAAUCGAAACUCAUGGAACUUCGAACGUGGACGCAGCAAGCCGCGCCACAGUCGAUCGCGGAUAUCGAAGAUUCCGCGGCUUCACCCGAGGAAAAAGUACGCAAAGUCGAGAACCUGCAGAGAGAAAUAAAGGAGAAGUCGUCUACUUUGAACGUUCUCGAAGACGAGUCCCGAAAACUCGUCAAAGAGGACACCGCACCGGCGGAACGACUGCGCCACGACAUCGAGCAUCUUCGCAAAUCGAUCGAGUCGCUGAACAAGAACGCGAUAACGCAACGCGAGGUGGUCACGCAAAAUCUCGCCAUGUGGAAAGAAUACGAGGAGGGUAUUCGGAAGAUAAAACCCUGGAUUGAGAAAGCGGAGUCCAAGGCAGCCGCGAUGGGCAGCAAACCCACCACUCUGAGCCAAGCCGCGCAGAUGUUGGAGUCAGCCAGAACCUUCCAAGUCCAGUGUCAGGAACAUCUUCCGAAGGUUCAGAAUCUGUCGACUAUCAGUCAGCAAAUAACCGGAAGAACGGUAGCGCCCGACGAGGUCGACGCGGUUCAUACGCGAUGGAACGCGGUUUACGACGUGGCGGUGCAGACAACGACCAAAUUGGACAAACUAGUUACGUCGUGGAACACCUUCGAGACCGAAACGAAGGAAUUUAACGACUGGUUGGAAACCAGCGAGGAAAAAGCUCGAAAGGAACCGAAUGUUCGAACGCGCGAAGCCGCCAAGCUCGAGGCAGAGUUGGCGCAGCUGAAAGCGUUCAACAAAAGCAUAUCCGAUCAUCAGGCCCAAUUGAUAUCGCUGACCCAGCUUUCCGAUCACAUCAGUCACGGGUUGUCGAUCGACGGUGCGUCCGCGUUGAAGAAUCGCGUCGCCGAGAUGAAGUCCAGAGUGAGCAAACUCGCGGACACCGUUCGUCAUCACAUCAAUCGCGUAUCCGAUUCGCUGUUGGCGCAACAAGAGUUUCAGAUGAAGAUAAUCGACUUCGAGAACUGGAUGACGAGGCUCAGAUCCAACAUCAACGAGCUCGAAGACGUUAACGUCGACAACGUCGACACGAGUCUGCAGGCGGUGCACGCGUAUCUUCAGGAACACUCGGAGAAACAGCCUGCAUUCGCGGUUAUCUACGACGAGAUCAAACAGUUGUCGUCCCAAAGUUCCGUGUCGGAAGCGGCCACGUUGGACGAGACCUACACGUUCUUGGCGAAGAAAUACAAAGCGCUCGAGGACGAUCUGCGAGAGAAGAAGAAAAGUCUCGAGAAGUGGAUCGAACUUUUGAACUGGCACAACGAGGCCAACGCGCAACUCAAUCAUUGCAAGUACGAGGCCGAGGCGAGAAAACCAACCAUCGCCGAUCUAAACAGACUUUCGUCGGAGCUCGAGAGUGUGCGCGCGAAGAUCAACACCUGGAACGAGCGCGUUCCGCUGAUGGACAGCACUCAGGGAAUACAUAUUCGCGACAAGCAAGGAAAACCGAUAACCGCGACCGCGCUGCUGAACGAUCUCGAGUCGAAAGCGACGGUGUUGAAGAGAGAAUUGUCCGCCAAACGCGACAAGUUGGAGAAUCUCGACGCCAAGUGGAACAACUUCAGAAAAUUGCAACAGAAAAUCACGGAACAGAUUGUUAACGUGCAAACGAAACUGCAAGACAUCACAUACGCCGUCGACGCUUGCGAGAAGCUCGCGCCGGCGAUCGAGCAAAUCGACGACCUGAUCGAGGAGCACCAGAGACGAGAACCGGAGAAGGAAGUUCUUCAUCGAGAAGGCGACAACUUGAUGAAAGAGGAUCAACGCGCGAUAACCAACAUUCAAGUGGUAGUUUGCUCGGUGGACGGCAACUGGGAAAAAGUCAACGAGCUUCUGCGCGAGCAGAGGAAAAAAUAUUCCGAGAUGGACGCCGAUUGGAAACAGUACCGGGAAGCCAGGGAGAAGUUGAACAAGUCGAUCGACGGUGCGAGAACUUUGUGCCAGUCGAUAAAAGACGUGUCGAUCGACAUCACCCAAGUCAACAUGGCUCUGGAGAAGCACAAGAAAGCCUCGGAGAUUCUGAAGAACGGCAAGCAACAUCUGGACAAGAUGGACGUCAAGAUGCAACAGAUCGCGAAGGAGGCGUCGUUGAUGCCAAACUUCAAGAUCAGUCCGAUCGAAUCGGAUCUGUCCGACGUGCGCAAGAAAUAUCACGAGACCUACGCGGAAGUGAUCGAUCGCACUCAACUGCACGAGACGCAAGUCGUCAUUUGGAAACAGAUCGAGGAUGCUAAACGCGAACUGAUCAAGUGGCUGAGCGACACGACGGAAGCUUGCACCGCGGCGUGUCAGCGUUUGCUCGACGCCGAACACGGACAAGCGCAACUGGCGAGAUAUCGUGAAGAAUUGCCGGCGCAGCAGCAACUUCGUCAGAGCAUCGCCACGAAGACCGAGCAACUCGUCAAGUUGAACGACGACACGGACAUACCGACUCUGAGAUGUCUCAACAAUUUGUUGGACGAUCACUUCAAACUUGUCCACGAAGCCGCUGACAAACUCGCGUCGCUCAUGUCGACGUUCAACGAGAAGGAAAAAGACGUCAAGCAGAACCUGAAGAAAUGCGGCGACGCGAUAUCGAAGAUACGCGAGGAGAUAAUCAAGUGCGACGAUCUGACCGGCGAGAACGUCAAGAUUCUGCACAGAAUCAACAAGUGUCAGGAGUUGAAGACCGAGCUGAACAAGUGCGAUCGCACGCUCGCGGAAAUCGACGAGAAACUGAAGAACAUGACGUCGGAUUAUCCAACUAUAUCCAAAUCCAGUCUGCCGAAAGAACUGCAGGCGUUGCAGCUCCGCAGAGACGGGGUGGCCAGUCACGCCGACAAGGUGAACGCGACCUUGGUUGCCUUCCUCGCGAAACUCUAUCACGAGAAAUUCGGCGUUCUGCAGCGCAUGGUUGCGACGCACAAGGAGAAGGUGGCCUGGUGCGAACCCGAGCAGAGCAGCGAUCGUUACAAUCUCCAAGUGAAGAUGACCUCGCUGGCGGACGUGGAAACCGGCAUUGCCGACUGCGAGGCGAGAAAAAUCGACACGGACAAUUUGCUGAAGCUCAUCGACACCGUCGAGAGCCCCGAGACCAUUUCGGAUCUCAGAAACGAGCGCGACAAGGUCGUCGCCGACUUGGACUCCCUCAAAGUCAGCUAUCGAAGAAUCAGAUCCGUGCUGGAACAGAACAUCGCUCUGUGGCAGCGAUACGAGGUCGCGUCCGAGAACGUGGUCGCCUGGCUCAAGGAGAACGAGAACAAAAUUCGAAUUGAAGCCACGACGCUUCUCAAUCCGGACAAUCUGGACGCGAAGAUCGCCGAGGUGAAGCAACUCGAGAAGGAGGUUCGUAACUACGAGGGCGAGAUGAAGAAUCUGAUCGCGCUCGGGGAGGAGAUCGCCAAGGUCAGUCCGGAGUCUCGCGUGACUCAUUACGUCGGACACUUGAACACGCGUUAUCAUUCGGUUCUCAAGUUCCUGGCCCAGCAUCUGCAGAGACUCGCGGAACUCAAACAGGUCAGAAGUCAGUAUCUCGCCAAUGUGAAAGAGUUGGAACAGUGGUUGCAAAAUGCGGAGCGAAAGCUGAAGACUUACGACGAGAUAAGCGGACCGAAACCGAUGACAUUUUAUCAAUCCCGACUGAAGGAACUGAAGGCGUUCAGAGAAGAGCGCGAAGCCGGACAAGUUAUCCUGAAUCGAACAGCGGAAACGGGAGAGGCGCUUUUCGCGAGAAUAACGCCGGAUCACAGAGAACUCAUCAGAGGCGAGCUGAGAAAUUUGCGCAGUGGCGUCGAAGCUCUGGCCGAUCGCGCGAACGCGAUUUACAAGAAGAUCGAGAGCGACAUGAUGCAUCGGUCCUCGUUUGAGGACAAAUAUUCCCAGGUGAAACAGUGGCUGAACGAAGCGCGAAAGAAGCUGGGAGACAAGCAGGAUCUGCUGCCGACGCUUCAGGAGAAGAAAAUCACGUUGCAUCUGUACAAAGCCAUCGCGCAGGACGUUGGAAUUCAUCGGAAUAUUUUGCAACAACUUCAAGACCGACUUGGCGCGAUGCCGGACGACGAGGCAAGCGAGAUGCUCAACAGCCUGAUCGAGGCGCACGAGAAACUGUCGGAAGACGUCGAGAGCCGAAUUAACAUAGCUGAAACCCACGUGACAAAUCACGAGGCUUAUCUCCAAACGUUCGAGAAGACUCGAGACUGGAUCAACACGAUAGUGAACGAGGCGUCGGCGAUCAGCGAGAACAUCUCGAUCGACCGGGACACAGCCAAGUCCAAAAUCGCUUUGAUCAACAACAUUUUGCAACAGAAACCCGAGGGCGACAGGAUCUUAGCCGACUGCAAUCAGCAACUGAACAUCGUUCUUGAGCAAACGUCGAUACCGGGUCACGCCCCGUUGCUCAAGAGUUUCGAGCAACAGAAGAAGAUCUGGCAGGACUUCCUUCAGCAAUGCGCGACGAGCAGAGACAAACUGAAUCGUCUGUUCGACCAAUGGUCCGAGUUCGAGAGAGUGGUCGAACAUCUGGAAUCCUGGUUGAAACAGAUCGAGGGCCAGGUUAAGGAUCAGAGCUUGAAGAGUACCGAGGAAACGAAACGCGUUCACAUGCAGAAGUUGAAGUCUCUCGAGGAAAUUAUCGUGGCGAAGGGUGCGGAGUUUAACGCGGCUGUCGAGAAGAGUCAGAGCGUGGAAGCGGAAUCCGAUCUGGCCGCCAGAGUGUCUCGUCAAGCCACCAGGUACCAAGCGAUCAGAAAUCAAGCGAAAGAGGCUGUCGCGAAGUACGAGCAGUACGUGAGAGAGCACGCUCUGUUCAACGAGAGAUACAAUCAAUUUCUGCAGUGGAUUACCGAGAUGGAGACCGAGCUGAGCAAACACAGCGAGAUCGUCGGCGAUCUGGCGUUGCUGCAGAGCAGACAGAAACACAUCAGGGAUCUUUGCGACGUUAGAACUCGCGAGAACACUCGCUUCGAAUCCGUCAUCGAUCUCGGCGAGAAACUCUACGUGCACACCUCGCCCGACGGCCGAGAGAUCAUCAGGCAACAGCUAAGAAAUCUGCGCAGCUUGUGGGACGGAUUCUCCGAGAAUCUUCAGAGCUCGAUGCAAAAGUUGGAUCAGUGUCUCAUGCAGUUCGCCGAUUUCUCGUUAUCUCAGGAACAACUCACCUCGUGGCUGAAGGACGUCGAGCGAGCGAUGCAUCAGCACACGGAGCUCAAGUCCACGUUGGAAGAAAAACGCGCGCAAUUGCAGAAUCACAAGAUCAUGCAUCAGGAGAUCAUGUCGCAUCAGUCGUUGGUUGAGUCGGUCUGCGACAAAGCUCAACAGCUGGUCGAUCAGACCAAGCACACGUCCCUCAACGUUUAUCUGUCGUCCAUCAAACAGUUCUUCCAGAGCAUCGUCGCCAAUUCGCGAGAGUUGUUGGAGAAUCUCGAGGACUGUUGCGACAAGCACCAUCGUUUCAAUCUUCAAUGCAAAUGCUUCUCCGAGUGGUUGAACGGAGAACGGGAGAAACUGGCCGAGUGCAACGACGUGACCGGCGAACGUUCCGAGAUAUCUCGCAGAUUGACGAGCCUCGCGGUGCUGAAGGAGGAUCAGGCGCACGGGGCGGAUCAUCUCGCGAAAUUGAAAGAACUCAAGACGUCUAUGGCGAAGAACACCGCGCCGAAGGGUCGGGAAGUUAUCGAUAAGGAAGUGACCGCUUUGGAAAAUAAGUUGCAGCAAUAUCUGAACGAAAUCGCGUACGUGGAGGAACGGCUGAGAACGGCUCUGGAGAAAUGGCAGAACUUCGAGGAUCAGUUGGAAGUUCACACAAAGUGGUUCCGUUCCAUGGAGGCGAUGUUUCGGGAUCAGCAGCUCCAGGCGACGUUGAAGGACAAAGAAGCCCGACUUAACGCGUUCAAGGACAAACGAGAGAGCAUCGCGCAACACGAGCGCAAGAUCGACGAGUUCGUGGACGAGUCGCACAGUUUGCUGCACACGAGCGGUAUCGCGCGUAUCAAACCCCUCAUCUCUCAAGUCAGCAACAGAUACCAGUUGCUGCUCGCGUUAAGCAAGGACGUGAUAAAUCAGUGUCAGACUAUCGCUGACGAGCAUCGCGCCUACGAGGAUAAGCUGCGAAUCAUCGACGAUUGGCUCACGUCUCUCGAGCGCAACCUCGACACCUUGAAGAAGGACGAGAUCGGCGAAGAUCUCGAGGCGAGAAAUUCGCGUUUGCAGGUUUUGCUGGCCGAGAAGGAACAGGCCGGACAUCGUUUGGCCGGAUUGACGUCUCUAGGCGAGAGAAUUCUUCCGGACACUUCAGCGCAAGGACGCGAAGCGAUCAGACACGAGCUGCGACACGCGCGCGAACGAUGGGACCGUCUGGCCGAGAGCAUCACCGAGCAACAGAAGAAGCAAGACGCGCGAUCUCUGCAAUGGUCCAGUUAUCAGGAAACUCUGCAGCAAAUUCUAGCCUGGUUGGACACCAUGGAACGCGCGGUUAAACAAGAUUCGUCGAUCGUGUGGUCGUCCCUUCAAGAGAUAAGAUCCAAAUUACUCAAACUUAAGACGGUGCAUCAGGAGAUUUUGGCGCACAAGCGAAUAAUCGAGGGCAUUUCCGAAAAAGCUAGCGCCUUGAUUCAAGUCGCUCAAGUUCCGUCAGACGUUCACGAGAAAGUUGUUUCGGUAUCGAAGAGAUACGAGAAACUGGUGGAUACGUCGCAGAAGGGAAUAUUCGGAUUGGAGGCAUUGCUCGAUAUUUUUCAACAAUUUCACGAUUUGCAAAAAGCUUAUCAGGAUUAUCAAAAACGUCAGUGGGAACGAUUGGCGAAUUACAACGAUUACACCGGGAACAAAUCCGCACUGCAAGCCAGAUUGGCCAAAGUAAUGGAAAUACAAGACAGUCAGAGCGAGGGCGAGAUCAGGCUGAAGGUUCUCGAGGAACACGUGGCGCAAAGCUCGCGCACUUUGCCACCGCGAUCUCAGGAAACCAUGGAACGAGAUCUGGCGAAUCUCAAAUUCGAGCACAAGAAAUUCGCUACAGCCGUGAGCGACGUCGUGCGCGGCAUCGAGGAAAGAAUACAGCAGUGGAGCGAGUACGAGAGCUCGUUGGAACGUUUGCUCACCUGGCUCGUCGACGCCGAAACGUCACUCAAGAAUUAUUGUCUUAAGAACACGCUCGAGGAGAAACAGGAGCAACUCGACAAGUAUCAAGAACUGCAAAAGGUCUCUGAUUCGCGGAACACGGACGUGACAGAACUGGUUGCGCUCGGCGAUCAUCUCGAACAAUCACUGAUUGCGAAUCUCCGACAAAACGAGGCGGAAUUCGACAAAAUGAACGACAAUUCGUCGGAGCUGAUGCAGAUAAGCGGCGAGACCAGAUUUUCCGCCAGUAUUCAACAAGUCACGUCGCGUUUCCAAUCGAUUCAAGUGACCGCCAAGGAACUCGUAAAGAAGUGUGAACAAGCGGUCGCGGACCAUGCGAGCUACUUGGAUCGUUACAAGCAAUGUUCCGAGUGGUUGGCAGGCACCAGAGCGCGUUACCAAGCCAUCAGGGAAAACGCAAGCGGUACCCGUCAGGAGUUGAUCUCGAACGUUGACGUCUUAAGGGAGAUUCUAGCUCGUCAGUCCACAUCGACGGUUCUGAUAAACAGCUCCGUCGAGGCUGGGGAACGAUUGUAUCCAACGACCGGCGCGGAGGGUCGAGAAAUCAUUCGCCAGCAACUGUCGGAUCUUCAACAAGCCUUCGAGGAGUUUUACGACGGCGUGGCGUCGACCGAGCGAGAGUUGCAAGAGAAGAUUUCGCGAUGGUCCGGUUUCGACGAGUGCAGCGAGGCCUUUGAAAAUUGGCUGAAGACAGCGGAGGCUCAGUUGAAGCGGGAGAUCGAAUUGAAGACCACCUUGGACGAGAAACGCGCCCAGUUGCAGAUCUAUCGCACAAUCUUGCACGACGCUCAAACGCAUCAGCAGGAUCUGUUGGAUUUCCGAGACAGGGCGGACAAUCUGCCGGAUCGAACCGACAGGAUCGAUCAGACGCUCAACAGUUUGACAGAUCGGUACAACGCGUUGCUGAAACGCGCGACCAAAUUUGUGGAGAGAUACGAGGGCAUAGUUAGCGAUCAUCAGCAGUACAGCAAGGCUGUUCUAGACACCCACGAGUGGUUGGACGCCACGCACAACGCCGUGAGUCUGUGGGGCGAUGUGGAGUUGGAAAGAGUGUCUCUGCACACGAAUCUGGACCGUUUGAAGAAUCUGUUGCAUAGUCUGCCGGAGGAUCAGUCGCGGGUGCAACAGAUCAGAUCGUUGGGCGAGAAAGUGAUACCCGGCACUCUGGAAUCGGGACAGGUGAACAUACGAUCGCAAAUCGAUUCCUCGCAACAGGAAUGGGAAGGUUUGAUAUCCGCCGUCAAGUCCACGAUCGAGGCGCUCGAGAGCAAACUUCAGCAAUGGAACGAGUUCGAAACGUCGAAGGAACAGUGUCUGGCGUGGAUGAGGGACACCGACACGAAGUUGCACGCUGUCGAUCUCAAGCCUACCUUAGCGGAGAAGAAGAACCAACUUGAAAAAUUGCGCGCUCUUCAGGGCGAAGUUCGCGCCAAGGAACUCGAGAUCGACGCUGUUGCCGAACGAGCUCAGCAGCUUCACAAGAACGUCACUUCUCGCACGUCCCACAUGUCGGAAUUGAGCAUCAAGUAUCAACAGAUCUCGAACAAAAUCAAAGAUCUCAACAAUCGCUGGCAUCAGUACGUCGCCACGCAUCAAGAUUUCGACAAUCAACUGGCAGAAUGUACCACUUGGCUUGAAGACAUUAGAAACAAACUGGCCUACUGUUCCGACUUGAGCGCAUCCUCGCAGAAAGAUCUGGAGCGAAAGAUGGAUAUCGUGCAAGACCUGUUGUUGUACAAAGAAGACGGUUUUGCGAAGGUUCAGGGUAUCAUUGAACUGGCUCAGGCUGUUCUAGCGAAUACAGCUCCAUCCGGUCAUCAAGCGAUCAACGACGCUUUGGCGAGACUUCAGGAACAAUGGAGCGCCUUGGCGUCAAAGAUGCUCGAGACCAAGACGAAUUUGGACGACUCGAUUAACAAAUGGGCCGGUCUGUUGGAGCAAAUACAAUCUAUCAACAAGACGGUCGAGUACAUGCAGACGUCGAUCGACGAGAUAUCGCAGUUUCAGACAACGAUGUCGGAGAAGAGGAGCCAAUUGGAACGGAUCAAAGCGCUCGAGGAAAAAGUUCGCUGCGAGAACAUCGAGGUCGACAGUCUAAAAAGCAAGGUCGCGGAAAUGAUCGCGAGCGGUCAGCAAGGACUGGCUGCUUUGCAAGCUCAGGAUAUACUGAACAAAUUUGACCAACUGUUCGAGAAGAUUAAAUCUCUGUUGACCGAACGGGAGGAACAGUACAAGGAUCAUCGUCUUUACAAAGAAGCGCACGACGAUCUCAUCAACUGGCUCAGUCGCGCGCGCGAGAAGAUACCGUCUAUGAAACAAAGAUCGCUCAGCGACAAGCUGGCGAUCGAGAACGCGGUCGGGCCUCUCGAAAGUCUCUUGAACAAGAAAGCUCAGGGCGAAUUGCUCGUGGAACAUUUGCAGCACACCGGAAAGGUCGUCUGUGCCAGCACCAGCCCCGCCGGGCAAGAAGUGAUCAAAAAUGAAAUACGAGCACUUACGGAAAGUUUCGAAGGACUGUUCAAAGAAAUUCAACAGCAGAAAAAUCAACUGGAGGCUACUGUGAGCCAGUGGCGCGACUACAAAGACGAAUACGAGAGACUGAGCGACUGGUUGCAGCAAUUCGACAUUCUCAUCAAAGCUCAGAAAAAUGCUCUUUUGCCAAAUUUGACGGAAAAGAAGAAACAGGUUCAAGAAGUGAGAGAAUUGCUCGACAAUCUGACGAAAGGCAAGGAGCAGAUUGAGAAAUUCAACAAGACCGCGGCCGGUCUGCUUUCGUCUCAUCUGGACACUUACGUCAACAACCAGCUGCGUCAUUUGAAUUCGCGUUAUCAGGUUCAAGUGAAUCUCGCUAAAGACGUGCUGAACAAGGUCGAGACCAAUUUGGCGCAGCAUCAGGAAUACGAGAGCAAUCUCGAAAAGGCUCGCGGUUGGAUCGACAACGCCAAGCAGAUCAUACGUCAGGGAACGGAAGCGGCCUCGAGCAGCAGUCGCGAGGAAUUGCAGAGCAGACUCGAUAAGAUUCAGGAAUUGUUGAGAAAACGCGAAGAGGGUCAGAAUCUGGUGCACUUGACGGUUAACUGCGGCGAGAAGGUGAUGAGAAACACACGAUCGGACGGUCGCGAGGAGAUCAACGCUCAGUUGAAGGAGAUACAAAACGACUGGGAACGUCUGGUGAAGAAGAUCUCGACCACGAAGGUGCAUCUCGAGACGAGUCUGCUCCAAUGGGCGGAUUACAGUUCGUCUUACUCGCAGUUGCAGCAGUGGAUCAACGAUCGCGAGGCUAAACUGCAGCAGGUGUGCGAGCAAAAGGUCUCGAAAGCUCGAAAGGGUCUCGCCGGAUUGAGUUCGUUGGCGAUCGGAGAAAGAAAAGCGAAUCUGCGACAAACAAACAGCAUCGUUCAGGAUAUCGUGGCAUUCGAGCCGAUGAUUCACUCGGUUACUACGAAAGCCGAGGACUUGCAACAGGCAACACCCGCCACGGAGAUUUCGAUCAAGUACGAAACUCUGAGCAAACAAGCUCAGGAAUUGUACGCGAAGCAGAAGGAGACCGUUGAGCAACAUCAGGCGUUCAUCGACAGUGGCAACGAAUUUAUUCAGUGGAUAAGAGCGGCCAAGGAGAGACUCGGAAAGUGCUCGGAACCUACAGGCGACAAAGAGUCUCUGGCUAAUAAGAUCACGCAACUCAAAAUUCUGCAAAGCGAAUUGUCAGACGGCCAAAAGAAGUUGGAAAAGGCUCUGGAACAAGGUAAUGCGGCCUGUCAGAUCGCGGAUGACGAAGACAAAGAGAUAAUUGAAGAAGAAGUUGCACUGUUGCAAGAAGAAUACGACAAUUACGUAGAUUCGUUGAAUAACACCAAGAGCUUGCUCGAGGUCGGUAUAGUAAAGUGGACCGAGUACGAGGAUCAGUUCUCCGAGGCCACGGAAUGGCUCACGCAAACCGAACAGCUGGUUCAAACAUUCAACAAGUUGCAAGACAGUUUGGAAGAGAAGAAGAACGUUCUCGAACAAUUUCAGGUUCACUUGCAGACGCUGUUUGACUGGCAGAAGGAACUGGACCGUUUGAACAUGAAAGCUCAAAUGCUGUUGGAAACCUGCGCGGACACGAGAAUUUCCAAUGCCAUCACGCAAGUCACCACCAAGUACAACACACUUCUGUCGCUCGCCAAGGAAACAAUGCGGCGAUUGGAGUUGCAUUAUCAGGAGCACCAACAACACAAUACUUUGUACCAAGAAUGUCAGGAUUGGAUCGAGCGUACGCGAGAAAAGUUGAACGAGUGCAAAGACAUUCCUAGCGUGUUAACCGAAGUUAACAACAAGUUACACACGUGCAAAGCUAUUCGACAGACUUUGGAGCAGGGACAAAACAAAUUGCGUUACGCUCUGGAGCUGAAGGAGAAGGUCAUUAUGAACACGGAACAGAAUGGCGCGGCGAAAAUUCAAGAAGACACCGAAACCUUGAAAGGCGACUUCGACAAGCUGUUAGCCGAUGUCGACGACGUCAGACAGAGACUCUCGGCAAGAGCUAGCUUGCUGGAGGAACUCAACAAGAUUCAUCGAUUUACGUCAGACUGGUUGGACGAGGUUCAGGGCAAAGUUCAACCGGGAGACGUGUGCAAAAAUGAUCUCAGUGAGAAACGUGCUCUGUUGGAGAAAUAUAAAAUUCUCCAGAGAGACAUUCACGGUCACGGAGAGACGGUGGAUCGUCUAAAGACUCGUCUAAGCGAAAAUCCAAGUAUAACGAAAAGUCCUUACGAAGCUACCAUCAACAAAUACGACAGCUUGAAGAAACUGAUAUCCGAGAAGAUUCGCAGCUUGGAGGAUCAAGUCAAGGAUCACGAGAAGUUCCAGCAAGCUCUGAGCGAGGCGAGCGAUUGGGUGCGUCGCACGAAGGUAGAACUUCAACAAUACAGCGACACUCACGGCGAGAAGGAUCGAAUUAUCGAACGAGAAAAUAAAGUCAAUCAAAUCAUCUCGUCUCUACCGAAGGGCGACACGUUGAUCUCUAAAGUGAUCGAACUGAGCGACAUUGUGAUUCCCCAAACAGGUCCCGAGGGUCAGGCCUCCAUCAAGCAGGAUAUGAAGCAGAUACAGGCUGACUGGAAGUCUCUCCAGGUUCAGUGUCAGGAUUCGCAGCGCGUUCUCGCCAACUGCAUCUCGAGCUGGUCUCAGUUCACGAACGCGUUGGAAGGUAUGAAGGGAUGGAUAGAUCAUUUUCAGAAGAAAAUCGCCGACGAACAGACCAGAACCGACAAAACUCCGGAGGAUUUGGAACGCUGUAAACGUUUGGUGGAAGAGGCGGUUAAGCAGAAACCAGUCUUGGAAGAUUUGAACGACAAGUGCGAAGCUCUGUUGGAGGUCAGCGCUUGUAGUUGGGCGCGGGACAAAACGGUGCAACUGCAGUCGGCUUACACAUCGCUUCUGACUGACGCGCAAGGACUUGUUUCGAGAGUCGAGAAGACUCUGGCGGAUCAUACGGAAUUUUUGAAGGCAAAGAAAGAAUUGGAAGAUUGGCUACGCACGGCUCACGGUUCAGUGGAAGACUGCAUCGGAGUGGGAGACACAGCGUGGGCGAAGGACAAAUUGGAAACCUUAAGGCUGGUCGCAACGCGUGUGACUGAAGGUCAACAUCUACUGUCAACGUUGCAAAACGCCUUCGCAAAGGCGAUUAACAUGGCUCUUCCGGAGCAACAAGAUCAGCUACGAUCGGAUAUGUCCAGUCUGCGUUCCAGUUGGGAACAGUUGAGCAUGGACCUCAAUACGGUUCAGGCGAAAAUAAAGUCAGUUCUGAGUCGUUGGGAGGAUCACGCGGAGGCUCUUUAUAAAUUCGCGAAAUGGUUGGAAGAGAGUGAGAAUGUCGUCAAAAGUUCUCCAGAUACGAAGGGCGAGGUUGGCGAAAUGAAAACGAUGCUGGAACGAUACAAACACAUUCAAGAAGAGAUUCACAACAAAAAAUCCGACUUGGAUCAUCUACUGGCAGAGGCAACGGAACUGUCGGCAUGGGCAAAGAACAACGCGACGCUGAACGAGACGAAGGAGCUGCAAGACCGUUGGCAGGCGCUGGGCAAGCUGAUUGACGAGAAGAAAAAGCUCGUUGAAAAUGAGAUACAACGAUACAACGCGUAUCACGGGGCUUUGCAGGAAACGGAGAAGUGGCUGUUGCAAAUCUCCUUCCAAUUGAUGGCCCACAACUCUCUCUAUAUCACCAACAAGGAGCAAACCCUCGAGCAGAUUAAGCAGCACGAAGGUUUGCUAAACGAAAUCGAGAAUUAUCAAGAAGUGUUGGAGGAGUUGAAGGCGAAGGGUCACGAUCAAAUAGAUCGAUAUGUCAACGCAAACCCCGCGAUUAGAUCCACCAUAGAGACACAGUUGCAAAACGUUCAGGACAGUUACAACUCGUUGCUGAACACCGCUCUGCAAAUCAAGAACAGAUUAGCGGAAUCUCUGGCCAAAUUCCAGGAGUACGAAGACACUCUGGAGAGCAUAAUGAAAAAUCUGGACGCGUACGAGGCGGAAAUGGCUCGAGAACUGGACGCCCCGUUGGAUAACUUGACUUCUGCCGAGCAGAGCCUCGAGAGCGCUCGCACAUUGCACAACAAACUCCAAGCCGAGAAAUCCCGACUGGCCUUGGCGGUGGAAGCUUGCGAAGCCGCGGCCGCGUGCGUGUCCAGACCCGGAAGUCCCCUAGACGCUCCACCUAUUCAGGUUCCCGCUAGAGAGGUCGAAGUUAGAACGAGACUCGACGAUCUCAUCGAUCAGAUGCAAACGCACUUGGCGAACGUGGCGAAGACGGUGGGCGAACUCGAGGAACAAGCGCGACAGAAGAACACGCUGCGCGCUUGGAUCACUCAACAACGGGCUCUCUGCGCCGAGUGGAACUCGAGACCGGCGAAAUUGCGAUCGGAAGCUGCUCAGGCUGAAUUGCAGGCGAUGAACGAAUUGCUCGCUAACGUGGACGAACGUCGCGCUCGCACCUUGACCGAGAUGACGAUUCACGAGGAUGAUCGGGAUAUCGAGGACGGAUUGAACAAGCUUGAGACCGAACUGACCGACGCAAUUGCCAGAAAACAAGCGGCGCAAGAUCUCAUACAAAAGUACAGAUCGCAAGUGCAGGAUAUACAAACGUGGUUCGACAGUCUGACGAAGAAGAUCGACGUGCUCGAAAAGGGCAGCGGACUCGCGAUCAAUCAGAAGAUCUCGAAUCUCAAAGACAUCACCGCCGAUUUCGAGUCUCAGGGACCGGAGAAACUCGCUGAAAUGAAGAAACUGGGCGAUCAAGUGAUGGACUCGGUCAGCAAUUUGGAUUCUCAACAAAUCGAGGAACAAAUCAAAUCGGUUGAGAGAAGAUACGCGGACAUCAGCAAGAAAUUGCAGAGAAAAGCCCAGGUUCUGGACAUGACGGCUCAGGGUAUCGAAGCGACCAAGCGAGAGAUCGAGGAGAAUCGCGAAUGGAUCGAGCAGAAGAAGCAGCAGAUGAAAAUGCCCGAACUGCUUGGCUUCGAGAGCAAACAGGCCGAAGAAAGACUGCUCGCUCUCAAGGCUAUGCUGAAAGAAGCGGAGGGAAAACAAUUGAUCAUAGAUACGUUGGAGAAGAGAGUCGGGAAUAUGCAGAACGAAUUGGAAACCAGCGAGCAACAGCAAUUGGAAGCCGACACGAAGAGUUUGCGCGGCGAACAGGUUGAAUUGUGCACAAUUCUGAGAGAAGAAAUAUCCGUGGCUAGCGCGGCGGUCGACGCUCGUCGCAAAUUGGAAGCCGAUAUCGAACAGGCUCGAAAUUGGAUAAAGUCCAAAGGCAACGAUCUCAAGAAGCUCAGCGGAUACCUGCCUCUCAAAGCUUCCAAGGUCGAGCAAGAUGUUGCGCAACACAGAGAUCUCCAGACGGAAAUCAAUUCUUUCAACGACACCAGUCUUAAGGACAUUCUCAAACAGGGACACAAUUUGUUGAAAGACUGCAACGCGGAAAGUCGCGCCAAACUCCAGGCUCUUCUCGAUGAUCUGAGCAAGGAUUAUGACGAACUACAGAGAGUGGCGAAGGAAAAACAAGCCUCGUUAGCGGAUCUUCUUCAGGGACGCAAGAGUUUCGAAAACGAAUUGGACAAGUGCCAACGGUGGAUCAAGGAAGCCGAAGUAGCCACUUCAUCCGAAUUGCGACCCUCCAGUCUUGACAUUCUACGUGAACAACUUGCCAAGUACGAUCGCUUGAAGAAGGAGGCGCAAGAAUACGGCGACGACAUAGAGAAGAUAAAUCAACAAGGAAAAUCGAUAUUGCCAACCGUGAGCUACGCCGAUAAGCAAGAACUGAACGAACAGUUGAAGAACAUGAAGGAAGCUCACGCGCGAAUAGCCGGCGUGAUAAGCGACAGAGCCGCGGCGUUGCAAAAGAGCAUAGACGAAGCCGAGGAAGCUGCCGCGCGAGUUGCGGAAGCGAUUCAGUUCAUGACGGACAUACAGAAGGAGCUUCAAGACCUCAACAAACCGAUUGGCUCGCGCGUGGAAGACGUGGAAGGAAUGCUGACCGCUUACGAGAGAAUUCUGGACGAUCUCAAAGCGAACAAGGCCAAGCUGUCUGAUCUUCAAUCCGCCAACGUCGGAGAUCUUCACGGUGUACUUGCCCAACAGGAUGAUCUGAUAAGAGCGCUCGAGGCGCAGAUAGCGAAGCUACGUCAAUUGUUGCUGCUGCGCCAGCAAUUCAUCGCCCUGAUCGCGGAGAUCACCACCUUCAUUGCCAAAUACACCGAAAUCGUCAGGGACAUCGAGAAGGCCGGACAGACGACGGAAGACAAGAUCAAAAGGUACGAUGACGUUAUACUGAAGAUUCAGGAAUGCGAAGCCACUCUGGCCAGCGCGACGGACAAGGGACAGCAAAUAGCGGCGGAGGGUUCGGUCGUGGACAGAAACAACGUGACCGAGCAGUUGCAAUCGUUGAAGCAACAAUUGCAGGCACUUCGACGAGCGGUGGAAACGCAAAGGGAGCAACACGAACUGGCCGCGGCGGAGCACAGGAGACUCGCCAACGAACUGGCCGACAUACUCGACUGGUUCGAAAGCAAGGAGAAGGAGGUCAAGUCCAGACCGCUGUUGGAGAGAGAUCCGGUCAGCGUCGAGACGGAAUUGAAGAAGCACCACGCUCUUUGCGCCGACGUGAACGAACAUCUCGACAGAAUCAGAAAGUUGAAGGAAUCGGUGCGUCACGAAGAGGGCAUGCCCGGAUCGUUGAAGGAGAUGCUGAGCGAGGCGACGUCCCUGCUGACGUCUAUGCCGCGCGAGAUGGAAGAGCGCGGAAAUUAUCUCGAAAGUAACAUGCAGAUGAGACUGGAUUACGCGGCUCUAACCGACAAGCUCAACGGUUGGGCUCGCGAGGCCGAGAUUCGACUCGAGAGCAACAAGGAAGGUCUCGACUUCGAAAACAUUCUCAGCGAUCUGGAAGAGCAUAAGAUAUACUUCAGCACCGAGUCUUCGAUACGCGAACUCGUCUCGCAGCAGAUACAACAAGCGGCCGACAAGAUCUGGCCGUCUCUGGACAGUUACGAGCAAGAGGAACUGAGCGCCCAGCAACAACAGCACACGCAGCUGUUGAAAAACACUCUCAAUCUCGCCAAGUCGCAACGUUCGCAAUUGGAACAGGGCGCGGAGAUGUGGCGAGAUUACACGCAAAGCUUGGAACGCGUUCGCGCCGUCAUCAGCAGGACGAGAUUCACGGACGAACCGGUUACCACGUUGGCCGGACUUCAAUUCAACAUUCAAAAAAUUACGCACGCCCUCAACGACAUUCAGAACCAACAGUUCGAACUGGAUCUUUUGAACGAGCGCGGACGGGAGGUUCUACGAUUGGCGAACGAUCGCAACAAAAAAGCGAUAGAAUCGCAACUUUCCGAGAUUAAUUCGGAAUGGUGCGAAUUGGUCUCGGGUCUCGAAGGACGCAGAGAUGCGCUCGAGGCUCUGUCGCGACACUGGGAAGACUUCGAGGCGCAAUGGAAUCUCAUCGAGACGCGAUCGAGCGCGAUCGAGGAAAAGAACAAGCUCGUCGACUCCGUGGUUCGGUCGAAACAACACAUGCACGACACCAUCAAAGCGCUGCAGGAACUCGUGGCGGAGGCGGAAAAACUCAAACCCGCAACCGAGGAGGUGAAAAGCUUGGCGGGACCUGUGCUCGCGUAUCUCGCCGCGUUUACAGAAGCGCCCGCUCGAAGUCUCGAGGAACGUCUCGAGAAGCUGCACAAGUCCGUCAAAUCACUUGUCAGCUCGCUUUGUGAGAAGUCCGAGAAGGCAAGCGAGGAUCUUAAGGCGCUCGAGAACGUCGAGCGCGAGACCGAGCGUUUGCGAAAACGGCUGAACGAGGCGCGCGAGAAAACCUCAAAUCUAUACGUUUACGGUGUCGAUCAGGACGCGACCGAGGACGAGCUGAACGAGCUGCGAUCCCAGGUCGAGGAUCUAGUCGACACCGCCAAGAAGUUCUCAGGAAGCACUAAGGCGCGGUACCAAGCUAGCCAGCAGCUGGUGCCGAGUGACAUUGUUCAACAUCUCACGGCCCUCGAGCUCUGUGCCGAGGCUACAGCACAGGCGAUGGAGGAGAAACAGAGGGAGCAGAAACGUGCCCGAACCACCAGGUCGGAUUAUCUGGCCGACGUGGACGAGGUGCAGGCAUGGAUUCGCCAAGCCGAGCUCAAGGUGCAGGACAGAUCGGUCGAGCCGACCGUUCUUAGGGAGCACCUUAGGCAGAUACAGAACGAAUUGGGAACGAUUAGCGACAAGCUCGAACGACUGACGAGCAAUGGGCAAACCAUCGUCAAGAACACGAGAGAUAACGCCGAGAAGGAACUGAUCAACAGAACGAUCGACAAUUUAACCGAUCAGUUGGCGCAGGUCAAGAGCUGGCUGGAAGAGAAGAAACAGAUUGUGGGCGACACUCUGGACGCCUGGCAGAGGUUCCUCACGCUUUACGAAGCCGUUAAAGCGUGGACGGAAGAGAAGAGACAGUUCUUAGUCGAGCCGCUUGAGCUCAGCUCUCUCGUGCAAGCCAAACAAAGACUGCACGAAUAUUCGACGGCGGUCAAGAGCUGCAAGCAAGUGAACAAAAAUCUCAGCGACAUGGGAAGAGAAUUGGAGAACAUCGGUCAGGUGACCAGCGUGGGCGAUCUACCGGAGAAACUGGCCGAGGCGGAAGAGGGGAAGGUUCAGGUCGAGGGUCAGCUGUUGGAAAGGAACGCGCUGUUGCAAGAGGCCAGCGAAGAGUGGGAGCAGUGCGAGAGGAAGAUGAAGGACGUGCGGAGCUGGAUGGACAAGGCCAGGCAGACGCUCGACUCGCCCCAGAACAAGAAGAAGCCGCUGCGCGAUCAGCACGCGAUACGCGAGAAAAUGCUCAGCGACAUCGCGAUCCAAAAAACGAAGAUCACGAUCUCGGUGGAGAAGCUCGAGGUGCACUUCAGAUCCGGCAUUGGCGGUGACAACCGGGUCAAGGACACCGCCGACGACCUGAUCGCCGAACUAAACGGUCUUCACAGCACCGUCAAAGAACAAACGAGUUCUCUCGAAGUUUGUUUAGCGCAGAUCGAUCAGUAUCAACAGGAGAUACAACAAUUGAGGCAACAAAUCGUGCAGGUGGAGCAACAACUGAGAACGGUACUCAGUCCGACGUACUUGCCGAACGAUCGCGAGAAAGCUCUUCAAGAGCAGCAGACCCUGCAGCAACGGAUGGAGGGUUGGAAGCAACGGAGCAAGAUACUGGCGGAACAGAUACACGCGGUGGAUCCGUACUACGUGCUCGAGACUCGGUUCGUCGUUCAGGCCUCGUACGCCGACAUUGCAGCGGGACGUACCAAUAGCCCGAGCUCGAGAAACUGUAGCCCGUACAGACAGCAACGCGACGUCGCCGCCGUCGCCGCCACGCAAGUGUUGCGACCUACGAUGAUUGCACAGAAGCUGACCGCGGAAUGUUAUUCGCCGAAUAACGAGGCGCAAGUUUCGAAGACGCGAUCCCAAGAGAGGAAUCACGAGGCUCGCGACAAGUCGGUGGGACGGAUCGAAAUACGCGCGGAAACGAUGGACGAUCGAGACACUCACGACGACGAUAGGCAACAGGACGUGCCUGACGUCGUUGUCGAAUCGUCGUUGUCGUCGUCGUCCGUGUCUCGACGGGGACGGUCGCUCACGCGCAAACCAACCACGUCCAAGGCGAGAGACUCGGCGAGGACAACGGCGUCCGAAAGAGACGACGUCAAAAAAACGGAAACAAACGCGAAGAACACUCUGACGCUUAGCGAGGAACGAAGAGGACGUUCGCCGAGUCCCAUGUGGGUUCCCGGUUCCACCUCCUACGCCGACAUUCUUCGCGGAUGCGCGCAGCAGACGCAGAUUACAUCCACGAUGGAGCCGCCAUCCUCGCAGGAGAUGGUUCCUCUGUCCUCGGGAGAAUCUCUGCGCGAGCGCGCUCAAGUUUCUUACCCGGAGAAGACGGAGAACGAGUCCCCGGACGAGAUCCAGCAGGUUCCAGCGACGACGCAGGAAAUGGAGAAUCACGCGCGUGAAGAUGAGAUUUAUCAGCAGCCUUCCGAAAUUUCCGCGGAGAAAGUUGAGGAACCGAAUUAUGAAAAAUCCGAAGCAACCGACUGGUCCGACGAGGUCCAACUGGAAGAAUACGACGUUCUGCAACACGUGAAACAGCAACCAACGGAAAUAUUCGAGUACAUGAUACCGGAACCGAUGCCGGAACUCGUGGGUUUCAUCGGAUCGCCGCUCGGAACUUACUCGGUGGGCUCGUACGUUUACGCUCCCCCGUCAUCCUCCUCCGGUCAUCAAAUCCAACAACUCGACGCAAUCAAUUUGCAUCCGUCUUACAACGACGGUUCCUUGGCUUACGCGCCAACGACGGAGCAUUACGUCGCGCAAACGUCCGCUUAUCUAUCGUCGACACCGGAGAUCUAUCAGCAGACCUCGUCGUUGCAGCAUCAAUGUCCCGUCGUCGAUCAUCACGCGAGGCACACGAUUCCGAGACUGGUGGAGAAUCCUGUCGCGCAACAAAUAGACAAUGCGCAAUCGAAAGUUUCCAAAGACGCGAUCGAAACCGAAUCCGAGGAAUCCGCGGACGCGGAAAUUUCCGUGACGAACAAAACGGAACAGGACGCGACGUCGUUCGGCAACACCGAGAAGAGAGGAGGAGGCCAGGCGUUCUCGUACGCGCAGAUUCUCUCGCAGGGACUCGGCGCGCGUGUCCUCACUACGACGCGAGUCGCGAACAAAUCGCCGGUCGCGGAUCGUCGGACUAAAGAGCGAGCCAAAUCGUCCAACUCCGUGUCUCGCGAGUCGUCGCCGUUGAAAUCGAAAUCCGAGAAUUCGGACUCGCAUCCCUCGGUCGCGACGAAACACGAUCAGCCAGCGAGACAGUCCAACAAGGACAGCGACUGGGACACGAUGAAGAAGCGAGAGAUCAGAAAGAAACAUCAACAAUUGAACGACAAAUCACCGCGAACGGAUCACGAGAACAAAUCGCGAAGAUCAGCGGAUAAGAAGCAACAAAAGAAGGAAAGAUCGAGUCCGCCGCAAUUGGCGGAAACGCGAGAUCGGUCCGAACUGCUCGACGAAGCGAUCGAUAAAACUGACGACAAUUCGGCGAUGAAAGAGGAAAUACCGGUGUUCGAGGAGGAGGAGCAACGAGCGAUCGACUCGACGGAGGUGGAGGACCCGGUGAGUCCCCAGCGGGAAAAGAAACGCAAGCAAAAGAAGAGGAAAACGGACAAAUCGGUGGGGGACGAGAUCGACAAGGCUCUGAGAGAGAUCGAAGAUAUGGACAAGCAGAAAUCGAAGAUUCAGCAGAAGGAAAAGUUUGUCAAAGAACAGAUCAAGUCUCAGAUCGAUCCAGUUGGCGAGUGUGAAAAAUCGAAAGUCGACAGAAGACACAAAAGUGACAAGUCGAUGAAAAAAUCGGGCAAGUCCAAAGAAGGGACGAGAGCGAGGGACGAGGACGUGCCGGUCGAACAACGUUUGACGACGAGUCGGAAACCGACGGAUCGAGGCGUGACGGAAGAAAAAAACGUCGAGGGAAACGCCGCGAGAGCUUCGAAAGACGAGGAGAACGUUCAAAAAAUGGACAACGUCGCGGAAUCAACGGAUCAACAGAUUGGCGGAAAUAUUUCGGAAAAAUCCAAAACGAAACGCAAACACAAACCGAGCAAGAACGCGAGAGAACAAAAUAGAGAAGUUGUUCUCGAAAAAAACAAAACCAAUCAGCAACAAUCGGAGAACGAUAGCAAAUUAGACGAAAACAACGCGUUAACAAAAUUGUCGGUCGUUGACGAAAACGUCGAUCGUCCGGAAAAAAACGCGGCGGACGGGAAACAAAGCGCGGCCGCGAAAAUCGAAAUUGCGAGGAGGAAACAGAGAGAAAACGAUUCGAGAAAAGAGAAAACCAAGACGAGGUCCAAGGAGCUUUCGAAACCGGAAGCUGAGAACGACGUUAAAGAACGCCGAGACAAAUUCGAGAUUAACGUCAAAGAUAUACCGGACGACAAAUCGAUCGAAGGACCGAUCGACGAGAUAAAAGAAGAUCCCAAGUCGCAGAUCCACGCGGGAACAACGGACGAAACAAACGAGGAAAGAAACGCGUCGAAACUUGCGGAAUCGCCGGUCGCUCGAAACGUCGAGUCGGAAAAUACGGACGAGAAAUCGGUUAAAAAAAUUGAAACUGCAAAGAAGCAAAGAGACGAGUCGAAGAAGAAGACGAGGUCGAAGGAGCCGAAGAUAAAAAUCGCGGAUGACGUUAAAAAUCAAGAAAAAAAACUCAACAGCGAGGAAACGCAACUCGACGACAAAUCGACGAUCGAAUCGCCGAUCGGUAACGUGGGAAAGGAUUUCAAGUCGAAAGUUUCGCCCGUCGGUGCGGAAACCGCUAAGAACAAAACUACCGCUCGGAAGAAAACUUCGCAAAAAACGAAAUCCGACGAGGUUGCGAUCGAUAGCGCGUUGGUGCGAACUUCGGAACAAACUGAGAAAAAACAAACUUCGACCGACGCGGAGAAACGCGAAAACAAUGAAGAGUCGAAGCGAACAAUCGUAACGUUUUCCGAAAGUGCGGAAAAAGCAGAAAUUGCGGACGAGAAGAAGAUCGAGGAAAUUGUUCGGCAAUCGCGGGAAGUGCAAAUUGUUAACGAAAUCGAACGAAGCGAAAGCGAAAUGAAAGAAUCGACAAGAAACGAAUCGGAUCGGCAAACAAAAAAAUUGGAAGAAGAUUCCGCGAUAUCGAGUUUGUUAGAAAUUGCAACAAGGGCGAAUGAGAGCGAGGAAAAAUCAACCGAGUUGAUUCGAGCGAGCAAACAAACUGAGAAACUCGAGGAAAAACAGACGAAAACGUUUAAACAGAAAAAGUUGGGAAAAACAAAGUCGAGCGCUCGCGAGAAGCCGAGGAAAGACGAGGUAUCGCGAGCUGAGGUCGAAACUAAAUGCGAUGAGAAAAACAACGGCGAUCAGUUGCUGCCGGCGAUCAGUUCCGAAACAAUUUCGCAACCCGACGCGGAAACGCGUUUAACGGAAACCGAAUUUAACGCUGAAAUCAGUUCUGUUGAAGUUACCGACGAUUCGAUCGGUAACACAUCGGUCGAUGCGAUUCGAGCACGCGAGAAGGAACGAUUGCGCGAUUCGGAUUUCGAGAUUCGAUCGCGAACGACCGGGAAGGCUCUGAUUAUCGAGAAAACGAUCACGACCGUGACGACGACCAGCAGCGUGCCGGAGUCGAGCGUCAAAUCGUCGUCCGACGUUAAAUCCACCGUGAAAUCGGUGGAGAUCUUAGAAAACAUACCCCUGCCCAAAAUCGUAGGUUCCAAAGUAACCGAGUUUAUCACACUGCGUCCCGAAACCGUGGAAGCGAGUCUCACCACAACUUACGCGAGAGUGUCCGACGAUUCUCCCGUUGACGAUUGUUCGUUGCCGCAAUCGCGACAACGCGAAUUCACGGAUUUGCAAAAAUCCAAUUCCUCUUGUCCCGCGACAACAACACCCGACGAAUCCGUUCUGUUCGGUAGCGUGAAAACUAGAACGAGAAUUCGUUCGAAAAAUCGCGAUACCGAAGUCUCGGAGUUUCGCGCGUUGCCCGAGAAAAAUAACGAAGAAGUUCGCCGCGCGCGUUUUUCGGAAGAAGAGAAACAAUCGAAUUCGUCGAUCGAAUCGUCCGUAACCGAGCGAUCGGAAGAGGAUACACGCGAUAGAGACGCGACAAGCGUGUUGGAGAUUGUGGAAAACGGCAACACCGUGUCGUCGGACGAGACGGAAAGACGCGAAGACGACGUCGCUCCUAAUAAAAUAAUCGAAAAUAAAAUUCAAGAAAACGAAAGAAAAUCUGAAAAACGUGAAACGAACGGAGAAAAGACGGACGACGAAACUACGCGCGAAGACGCGAAGCCGCAAAAGCAAGCGACCGAUUAUCUGGACCUUGUGAAACCUUACGCGUUCGAUUAUCACGUUUACAAUCAGGCGGAGAACAACUUCCAUCGGUUUUUCAAAGUCGUCAAAGUGGUGAGAGAAUCGCAACCGCCUCGGGUCGCGUUGCAAACGCGAUCGGAGAACGUCGAGAAAGUUGUGCAAAAAUCGGUGAUGAGAUUUCCGGUGAUCGAUAUUUCCUCCGAAUCGGUCAAGUUCGAUAAGGAAUUGUUCGAGAUCGAUCGCAGAAGACACGCCGUUCUCAUAGAAGCGCCGAGAUAUCCGAUUGCGAGUUUUCACGAGUUCGAGUCGCAAGCGGUGAAAACCAAAUCCUUUCCCGCGAUCUUCGACGACGAUUCCAAAGCGUUGGAAAAAGAAUUGAAAGAAGUUGAUAAAAAAAUUAACGAGACAACGAGCGCAACGGAGUCCGAAGAGCCUGGAGAAGCGAAAGCGGAUGAGAAACUCGAAUCGAUCGAAACGGAAGAGAAUUUAGUCACGUCUCGGGUUGCAACAAUCUCGGAAGCGCCGAGUUCGGAGAAGGAGAAGAAGAAUCCGAUUUCCGAAGAAUCGACGAGCGCGCAGCGAUCGUCCGUGCACUUGGUUUCCGACGAUACCUGGAUGAGCAUUCUGGACGAGCCGAUUGUUAUUGACGACGAUUUCGAUGACGACGACGCGCCCAAUUCGAAAGAAGAAGAUACGAUCGAAGAAGCGAUUACUAAGCCAGUCGCGAAAGAUGUCGAUAAUAAACAAGAGAUGAUAAAAGUUGAAGAAAAACCGGCAACGUCGUCCGUGCAUUUGAAAUCCGACGACGAUUGGCUGGCUCUUCUGGACGAAGAGAUUCCGAUCGACGACGACGACGAUUUCGAGGAAACUCGACCGAUCGAAAACGUUGCCGUUCAAAUGGAAAAUCGAGAAGACGUCGAGGAGAAAGAAAUCGAGAAAGAACCGAGAGAAGUAGCGGAAGAACAACGGCGGAGCGAAGAGGAAAAAGUGGAUGUUGAAACUUCGGGUGACGUUGAAGAGAAAGAAACUGCGGAAGUGGAAAAGGAAGAGACAAUUGAAAAAUUGGAACAAACGAGCGAGGAGAGAGGAUCGACAAUCGAGAAGCCGAACGUGGAAGAGAAUCUCGAAUCGUCGAGCGGCGCGAUUUCGUCGGAACUUGCCGUGAAAGACGAGUAUAAUCGCGCGAGGGACGUUUCGAGCGAACCGGAUAAGCAGAGCAGCGACAAGACGAGAACCAAAUCGAAAAAGAAGAAGGAAUCGAAACGCGGCAAGGACGCGAGAUCCAAAGAGAAGAUGAAACCAGCGGGAUCCAAGCGGCAAAGCGACGUGGAAAUUAAAACGGACGUGGUCGAAAGCGAUUUGUCGCCAACGCGGCGAACAACCGCGGAGCGAGAACGUGAAUUGAUCGAAGACAAAAAAACCGAUUCCUCGAAAUCGAUCGAGCGACAAGCCGCCGAGGAGGAGCCGCCUGUUGCGGACGAUUUUGCAACGAAACAGAAGACGCGAGAGCCAGCCGCGAAAGAAGAAGCGCAGCCAAUUCGCGAGGAACGCAAAUCGAAAUCCAAGAAGCAGAAGAAGCAAAGCGGAGAGAAAUCGGAGAUCGUUCGCGACGAAACGUCGACGGAAAAGCCGCGCGAAGUUUGUUUCUCGAAAGAAGAGAAGACGCGGGAACAGACAGACGCGUCUUCUUUCUCGGAAGAAGAAAUGAGAGAAGAGCUGAGGGUCACGAUAAUGGACGAGAUUGUCAAACCGGCCGAGGAGAAACUCGCUAAAUCAACGGAUUCGAAGCAAAUGAGAGAAGGGAGCGGCGGCAAGUCUUACGCGCAGGUCGCGGCCGCCUCGUCGCGAACUUCUCCUCUUCGGGAAGAAAUUUUGUCGUCGCAAUCCGUCGACGACAAGACGACGACCGAUGACGAAGCUUACGAAAAUCCGAACGCGGAAACACCAACGCAAAGUCCGAUCGUGGAACAAGUCGGCGAAUCGAUUUCCUCCUCGAUCGUUCCCGAAGACGAAGACUCGUCGCUCGUCGAUUCGAAAGAAGACACGCGAGAGGAAGUCACGCGCGCGAAACCGGAAACGAACACGUGGGCUGCGAUAGUCGGCUGCAAAAAGUCCGUCGAAUCGCCGGAGGAGGACGACGCGCCGAUCGCUUCCGAUCUUUGCAAAUCGGAGCAAAAACAACAACCGACGCACGUUCAAAUUUACGUGGAAGAGACUACCGCGCCGGAACCUCUGGAGAAUUUGGUUCAGAUAGACGAUCAAGGUUUCAUGGAAGUCGUGAAUCGAAAAGAACUGCGAUCCAGACGGUCCAGAUCGCGUUCCCGAAGCGCCAGGCGAGAAAACUCGGCGGCGGAAACUACGAUCGAGGAGAAAACAAUCGAAACGCCAGACGAACGUAAACACGAACCCGCGCUAGAGCACCACGUCGAGUUGGAAAACGGCGAAGUGAGCAAAGUUGUUCGAGAAGAUGAAAAAGACGAAGAAGAAGAAGAAGAAGAAGAAGAAGAAUAUAAGAUCAAACCGAAGAAGAGCCCGAGCGAACGCAGAAGGGAAAUGAAAAAACAAAAGGCGGAGGGCGAGAGUCGAGGUGAGGGUAAAAAUGUUCGAGGAGCAAAAUCAAACGAGCAAGACGAAGGGCAGAAGAGCAAAAAGAGCAGGUCGAAGAGAAAGACCGGAAAGGAUCGGAGAUCGCAACAAACAACCGAAGUCGACGAACGGAUCGAAGCGAAAGAACGCGACGACGCGCGAAAAGAAGAAGUUUCAAAAUUCACAAACGAAAUCGAAAUUCAAGCGGAAAAUGUGAUCGAACGUCCCGAGGCUUCGAACGACGAGUCGGUUGAGGAAACGAAAAAAUCAAUCGAAGAGAACAAACGGGCGGAGAUUCUUCCACAGAUCGGUGUUGCGAAAUCGAAAAAGAAAUCGAGAAGCAAAAAGGGCAAAAUUACGUUUGAACAAACGGUCGAAAAUAUAUUUGGCCCGGACGAGAACGCGGUUGUUGUUGGGGAUUUGACGGAGAAAAUAGACGCGAAGCCGUCGGGACCGAAAUUAGAUAACGAGAUGGAAAUAAAACACGAGGAGGAGAAGGUGGAGGAAGAAGCAAUUGUAACCGCGAGUUUAACGCGCGACGUCGCGACGACGGAAAUUGAAGAAAUUUCGACGAAGAUGAUGGAGAAAGAAAAUAAUAUCGCGGACGAAGAAGAAGCGACGAAAUUGACGUGUGAAAAACAGUCAACGGAAAAGAAAACGGAAGAAAAUAUCGCGAGACAAAUGGAAAUUCCGAGACCUACGAGAGCGGAGAAGAAGAAACAGAGGAAAAGAGGAGGAAAGAUUUCGUCGCGAAGCGCAGAGCCGGAAAGAGACGUCGAAAACGCGAAGGAUCAAAGCGUGCACGUCGAUUCUAAGAACGCGGAUGUCUCAGAAAAAGACCGACGGAAGACGAGCGACGAGACAACCGACGAAAUUCCGCAAGACGCGAAAGAUUCCGCGGAAACAAAGAGCGUCGCGCAAGAAGAUUCUUCCGCGAAUGCGGAAAAACUCGCGUCUCGUCCCGUUGUCGCGGAAAACAAAGAGCCGAUUAAAACCGAAAAGAAACGGAAACCGAAAUCUUCGAAGAAGCGAGAGUCAACCGAGAACAAAUCGUCAAAAUCCGAGCGACACGAAGAAGAAGAUACCGUUGAAACAAUUGAUGCGAGCAAGGAGGUGGAGUCUGUCAAUGAUUCCUUGAAGACAAAGGAGACGCGUGUCGGUUCGAUCGAGCCGGAACUUGAAAAACAACCCGAAGAGAAGAAAGAAGACGAAGACGAGAGCGAGAAGCGACCGGAAGCGACGUCGGAAGCGUCGGAAGAACUUGACACCGCGCAACCAACGGUCGAGGUGAAAACAUCAGAAACAAUCGGUGACGAUCGGAAGGACGCACCUGUGGAAGUUGCCAACACUUCGACAAUAGUCGACGUGGAAAAGAAGACGGAAUUAUCUGAACCCGAUGACACUUUGGAACCGGGCGAUAGCGCGACCGAUGUCGCAAAAGCGAAACCAACGUCGGACGACGUUGACGCGAUUGACACCGUCCAUUCAAAACAUUCUCCACCGUUGAUCAAAUCGUUGGAAGACGAGGAUCUUAGACCCGCGCGAGCUAAACCCGACGAUAAUUCGUUCGACAAGAUCGAAUUGUCCAAGUCCGACGAUAUUUUGGAAUUGUGCGAUAGCAUCGAUUCUACAAAUAUUGUCCCAAGUCAUCGUCGUUCUUCGUCUUCGAUCAAAUCGUUCGAAGACGAGAACGAGUCGAGAUGCGAGAUCGCAAUUAACGAACGGGAGGAGAGCUUCGCCGAUUUGGUCGAGCCUCCGAAAUCCAAAGUACAGUUUUACAUAGCGGACGAGAUGUUGGUUUUGAAUUUCGACCGACGUAAGAACGUCGACGUUCCGUCGACGACGUCGUUCGCGCGGGAAAAAAUCUGCGGCAACGCAGGAAAACCCGCAAUUGUCAAUUCGUUUAAUUCGCGUCGAUUUCUCUCGAUCGACGACGGUUUCUGGCCCGACAAACGGCCCUAUCACGAGGCCGAGCGCGAUCACUUCGAGAAUUUAGCGUCUAACACGAAAAAGAAUCUCGCCGAUUCGUCCGACGGCGAGAAUCGCGAUUUCGACGAGCGCGACGACAAUUCCGACGGCGGCGUCGGCGGCGGCGGUGGCGGCCAAUCGCGUGAUUCUUGCGGAAAUUCGCGUUCCUUAUUGGGAACGCCCUACACGGAACGUAUGAUAGCCGAUUUGCCCGGCGGCAUAUGCAGCUGGAGCGAUUAUAGCACGUAUCUGUCGAGCGAGAGCGAGCGGACGCCGGAUCAUAGCUUGCCGAUUGACGAUCCCAUUACGGUCGAUUCGUGUUUCUCCCCGGAUUAUCGCUCGAUCGACGCGCGAUCGUCCGAUCUUUCCUUGUUCCCAAUUUGUCACGAUUCGCAAAACGAGACGAAGACACCGGUCGAAGCGAGUCCGAGGAAACGCUCUGCGUCUUCAAGUAGCCUCCAAAAUCCCAAUGAUCCCGUCACCCUCUCGUCGUCGACCACCACCCUCGCCACCCAUCUUGGUCCACAAUCCAAACUGCAUUUAGGUAAAGAGACGAGGGAGGAAUCCGCGUUGGAACGUUGCAGCCCGAACGGGGAUGCGGAGAGAGAUACGGACGAGGCCGGGAUAAGGAUGUGCAGAAGGAUCCAGGCCACCGUCGAGGAAGAUCUCGCUUCCUUGCAAGCAAGAAUUUCGAAUCUCGAGAGAACGAUGGGUUCCUUACCUCAGGACAGCAUAGAAUCCAUGCUGUCUUCUCUCACGGCUGUACUCACGGAUCUUCGCGCCUACGACAACGAGGUCGCGCAACUCCAGAAGAAAUUGCGCGAGAUUCCUGCCGACAGCGAGUCUCAAAAACUCUUGACGGCUUUGACGGGGAUUCACGCGCGUCUUGCCGAUCUUCUCGAUCAGGCGGAAGCGGGACGAGCGACGCUCGAACGGGCGCGGGCGAGUCAGGAAAAUCGCGAGAAACAGCUCUGCGCUUACAAGCUGUUCCUCGAGGAGACCGACGUUUGGCUGAGAAACGUUACGUCGAAAUUACACGAGCAACAUUCGUUCAACACCAACAAGCUUUUGCAGGAAGAAUUGACGAAUCGCGCGCAACGAAUAUCGGAACACGAAUCGUUGCCGGAAGUUAGCGCGCUGGCGACGAAAUUGAAGGAAGCUCUCUUGGACGUGAUCAAUCGUCUUCAGCAAAAGCAGCAGGUACCCAACGCUUUUCAGAGCUCGGGGGCUUUCGCAAACGUCGCUCUCUUAGGUGCUACCGUCGCUUAAUUGGGCAGUGGUUUUCGGGAAAGUCGGUGUCUUCAGUUUCUUAUUUAAAAAAAAAAAAAACUUACUUAAGAGGCUUGCAAAUUGCGGUUAUUACAAAGCUCACGUCGUACGCGUUUUUAAAGACGCAAUUUUUUUUACAAUCAAAGAGUUUUCGAAUUUGACAUUCGAAUCUUGUUUCUUCGAGUAAAAUUCCGAUGUGUAACUUCGCGAACAGUUUUUUCUUUCGUGAAAAAGCUUUGUAGUAAGCGACAAUGUAAAAACGACGCAAAUGUCAAACACAGUACAAGCGUUCUACUAGUCAUCAUGCUUAAAAAAAAAAAAAACGCACACGCACACACAUUCGUAACCACUCACAGAGUUUUCCAGACUGGGAAAAUUCUGCGUGACGGUGCGAAUUGGAGACUGGUGAUACACACAUUACGCUCUGUAAAAUGUGCCGUCUUGGAAUACACCGCUUGAGAUACAUUUUUGCACGCUUACAACGUACUUAGAGAUAAUAUUUAUAUGUAGUGAAGAGCGCAUUUAAUUCUUCUGGGUAUAUUUUUUUUUCUUCUUCUUUUUUUCUUUCACACCGUCGUCAUCGAGAGAACACACACGUUGGGCCACUCAUCCUCAAGCACACACUGAUUGCCACACGUUACUUGUAUAAGUGUCACACGUAUGUUAUCUCUUGGGUCACACACACACACACACAUGAACACGCUGUACAUUAUUUGUAUCAUUGUUAGUACUAUUAUAUACGUUUAUCUUAAGGUGAUAAAUGUAAUAUAGGCCAUAUUGCAUGUACUUAAGGAAUGUUAAUACAUUACUGUGUAAUAUUUCAUGUAAUUAAAGAAAUUCUCUUCAUUAAUGUCCCAACCCUUGUAUCUUCCAUCAUGUGUUAAUCAUUGCGGAUCAUGUACAUCAUACUUGGCGACGUAUAUUGACAUACAUAUAACAAUGUUGAGUAAUAAUAUCUUCUCAAGUAUGUAAACGUAGUUGCGUACUUGUU
Pseudomyrmex gracilis is the source of this 35921-nucleotide messenger RNA. It is a transcript of the gene Msp300, whose product is annotated as nesprin-1. Lineage: Eukaryota; Metazoa; Arthropoda; Insecta; Hymenoptera; Formicidae. Bases 572 to 34930 code for a protein of 11452 amino acids. Gene Ontology annotation, biological process: nuclear migration. Gene Ontology annotation, cellular component: nuclear outer membrane; meiotic nuclear membrane microtubule tethering complex; cytoplasm. The record is from RefSeq and is a predicted model, not a curated record. The transcript is spliced from 39 exons. Gene Ontology annotation, molecular function: actin filament binding.